AACCGCUUCUCCACCUUCGUCAAGUCGGGCGGCGAGGCCUUCGUGCUGGGCGAGGCGUCGGGCUUCGUGAAGGACGGCGACAAGCUGUGCGUGGUGCUGGGCCCCCACGGGCCCGAGUGGCAGGAGAACCCCUACCCUUUCCAGUGCUCCAUCGAGGACCCCACCAAGCAGACCAAAUUCAAGGGCAUGAAGAGCUACAUCGCCUACAAGCUGGUGCCCAGCCACACCGGGCAGCAGGUGCACCGGCGCUACAAGCACUUCGACUGGCUCUACGGGCGCCUGGUGGAGAAGUUCCCCGUCAUCUCGGUGCCCCACCUGCCAGAGAAGCAGGCCACCGGGCGCUUCGAGGAGGACUUCAUCUCCAAGCGGCGGAAGGGCCUGGCCUGGUGGAUGGACCACAUGUGUAGCCAUCCGGUGUUGGCCCAGUGUGAUGCUUUCCAGCACUUCCUCACCUGCCCCAGCACGGACGAGAAGGCCUGGAAGCAGGGCAAACGCAAAGCGGAAAAGGACGAGAUGGUGGGUGCCAACUUCUUCCUGACCAUUAGUGUCCCUGCUGGCCACCCAGCUUCUCUGGACCUGCAGGAGGUCGAAAGUCAGGUAGAUGGCUUCAAGAGCUUCACUAAGAAGAUGGAUGAGAGCACCAUUCAGCUCAAUCAGACGGUGAACGAGUUUGCUCGCAAACAGGUCACUGGUUUCAAGAAGGAGUACCAGAAAGUAGGGCAUUCCUUCAAGGGCCUCAGCCAGGCCUUUGAGAUGGACCAGCAGGCUUUUUCAGUUGGCCUCAAUCAAGCCAUUGCCUUCACUGGAGAAGCUUAUGAUGCUAUUGGCGAAUUCUUUGCAGACCAACCCAGGCAGGACCUGGAUCCUGUGAUGGAUUUGUUAGCACUGUAUCAGGGACAUCUGGCUAAUUUCCCAGACAUCAUUCAUGUCCAAAAAGGAGCCCUUACCAAAGUGAAGGAGAGUAAGCGGCACGUAGAAGAAGGGAAGAUGGAGGCCCAGAAGGCGGAUGGCAUUCAGGAUCGUUGUAACAUUAUUUCUUUUGCUACCCUGGCAGAAAUCCACCAUUUCCACAAAAUUCGAGUCAGGGACUUCAAGUCACAAAUGCAGCAUUUCUUACAACAGCAAAUACUUUUUUUCCAAAAAGUGACACAAAAGUUAGAAGAAGCUCUUCACAAGUACGACAGUGUUUAAUGUCUGGAUGGCUACAAUAUUGUUUAAUUCCUGGACUCUGAAUAGUGGAUAUUUCUUGGCAUACGGAUGAGUUAAGCAACAGAGACAACAAAUACUACUCUCAGAUAACUAUCAGCACCUCCUUGAGGCUGCUGUAGAAGGAUGGUUUUAUAAUCUGUUUUUGGAUGCAACUGAUCCUAAUAAUUGGAUUUGGAGAAAAUAAUUAUGCCUAUGUAGCGGAGACUGUACUACACAUUGUAACUAAGUCAUACUCCGAAUGCCUACACUACCAUUGUAAUGUUUUUUGACAUAAUGAUUAUACUAUCUGCCUUAUUGCUUUUUUUUAAAUACGGUAUUUUAGUGCAUAUUCUGUAGACCUCAAAACCUUUUGGGUCUUCAAAGAAGCUGGUUAGUUUAAAGAACCUGCUUCAGAUGCCUUUUUAAAAAUACUCUUCGGUUUGAAUAUCUAAAUUCAACCAGUUAUCUGUUUACAAAUUCCUGUUAGAGCAGCUAUGCGACUUUGUGCCUUUAGACUCACAAUUUUUUCAGUUUUUUUUUCUAAUAAACCACAUUUUUAUGACUGAAUGAAUGAAGGGUUGGCACCUCUGACAGGGCCUGAUUUCAAACCUCAUAGUGACUGGAAAUAAAUAACUGUCAUGAAAAUCGCACACCUGGUAGUGAGAGAAAUGUUGGUUGAAAAAUGGGAUUCGAAAUCAUUUUAGACUUCAUUCUGAUUUUU
Gekko japonicus is the source of this 1909-nucleotide messenger RNA. RefSeq names its product sorting nexin 18 (gene SNX18). Gene Ontology annotation, biological process: cleavage furrow formation; endosomal transport; plasma membrane tubulation. The transcript has 2 exons. Gene Ontology annotation, cellular component: cytoplasmic vesicle; plasma membrane. Gene Ontology annotation, molecular function: phosphatidylinositol binding. The record is from RefSeq and is a predicted model, not a curated record. The annotation marks the transcript as partial. NCBI's taxonomy places the organism in Eukaryota, Metazoa, Chordata, Lepidosauria, Squamata, Gekkonidae.